CCAAUGUUUCCAGGGUCCUCCAGGUCCUCCUGGUCCAGAGGGAUUUCCAGGGGACAAGGGAUUUCCAGGACCCAGGGGCGCUAAAGGAACAAUGGGACUGCACCCUUUUCCCCCAUGUGAAAUCAUUGACUUUGUGCGCAGACACAGCCCUUGUUGGCAGGAAAAACCGGAAUGCCCAGUAUAUCCAACGGAACUAGUGUUUGCUUUGGACAUAUCCCAGGAUGUCACAUCCCAGUUAUUUGAAAGAAUGAGAGAGAUUGUAAUAUCAGUAGUGAAUGCCACCAAAAUUAGAGACAGCAACUGCCCAGUGGGAGCUAGAGUCGCUGUUGUGUCCUACAAUUCCAACACUCAUUAUCUGAUCCGCUUCUCCGAGUUCUACAACAAGAAUCAGCUCCUCAACAAACUUAAUAAUCUGGCUUAUGAGAGAUCCUCAAGCAAACGGGAUAUUGCGAGAGCGAUGGGAUUCGUUGCCAGGAAUGUUUUCAAGCGAACUCGCCAAGGUCCUAAUGUGAGAAAAGUAGCAGUGUUUUUCAGCAAUAGGCCGUCUGCAGAUGAAUUUUCUAUUAAUACGGCAGUUCUGGAGUACGCUGCAUUUGAUAUUGUUCCAGUAGUUAUCGCUUUUAAUGAUGACCCCCUCCUCAGUCAUUCUUUCACGAUGGACGAUACUGGAUUUUUCCAGGUAAUAAAUAUUAAUCAAGAGGAUGACUAUGAGCCAUUCUUAGAAACAUUUCGGCGCUGCACUCUUUGUUAUGACAAAUGUAAACCAGAUGAGUUUUGUAAACACCGCAGACCCCGAUCACCACCAGCAUAUGUGGAUGCUGCUUUCAUUUUGGAUAGCUCACAGAAAAUGAGUGGUGCCGAAUUUGAGAACGUGAAAAACUUCUUGAGCAGAGUACUUGAUAACUUUGACAUUUCCUCUGAGCCAGAGACUUCUUCCACAGGUGAUAGGGUGGCUGUGGUGAGCCAUGCUUCACCAGGUUUCAAACCCCACUUACAGAGGAGCCUUGUAAAGAAAGAGUUUGACUUUGUCACCUACAAGAAGAGACAGUUAAUGAAAAGACAUAUCCAAGAAUCUGUUCAACAGCUGAAUGGAGCAGCUGCUCUUGGCCAUGCCAUACAGUGGACAAUUGAUAAUGUUUUCUUAACUGCACCCCACUCCAGACAACACAAGGCUAUUAUUGUUAUAUCUGCUGGAGAAACAAGUCAGUGGGACAAAGACACAUUAAAGGAGGCAUCUCUGAGAGCCAAGUGCCAAGGAUAUGCUCUGUUUGUAAUUUCAUUAGGACAUGUAUAUAACGACAUGGAAUUGGAAGAGCUGGCUAGUAUUCCCCUGGAACAUCAUUUGAUUCAGCUGGGCAGAGUUCAUAAGCCUGAACUUGAAUACGUAGUGAGGUUUAUGAAACCAUUUGUGCAUCUCCUCAGGCGUAAGUUAUUAUAUUCCUGUAAGAAUAUGAAAGCCGACAUUAUUUUGUUGGUCGACAGCUCUGAGAGUAUCCGCCCUGUUGAUUUUCAGAAGAUGAAGGAUUUCAUGCAGCUGAUUGUGAACAGGUUUGAUAUUGAGGCUGAUAAAGUUCAGAUUGGGUUGUUGCAGUUCACUUCAGAGCCCCAAGAGGAGUUCCAGCUCAACCGAUACGGCAGCAAGGCUGACCUAAGGAGAGCCAUUUCGGGGAUCAGGCAGAUUAAAUCCGGAACGAUGACUGGGAAAGCCCUAACUUUUGCCUCCUCUUACUUUGAUGAACCCAAAGGAGGGCGACCCAGAGUAAAACAGUAUCUCAUAGUGAUAAAAGAUGGGGAGGCCCAAGAUAUUGUGAGAGAGUCUGCUGAGACCAUUAGGAACAAAGGUAUCACCAUCUAUGCCAUUGGUGUUCUCCACGCAAACAACUCCCAACCUGUGGACAUUGCUGGCAGUCAAGACAAAGUGUUCUUCGAGGAUAAUUUUGAUUCCCUUACCUUUCUGGAAAAAGAGAUUCUCUUUGAAAUUUGCAACCCGGGGGAUUGUAAGUGA
Molecule: messenger RNA, 2005 nt
Organism: Trachemys scripta elegans
Lineage: Eukaryota; Metazoa; Chordata; Testudines; Emydidae
Product: collagen alpha-6(VI) chain-like
Exons: 8
Coding region: 92-2005 (637 amino acids)
Biological process (GO): extracellular matrix organization
Molecular function (GO): extracellular matrix structural constituent conferring tensile strength
Source: RefSeq, a predicted model, not a curated record